Messenger RNA from Phytophthora sojae, 411 nucleotides. RefSeq lists its product as hypothetical. The transcript has 2 exons. The record is from RefSeq and is a predicted model, not a curated record. The annotation marks the transcript as partial. NCBI's taxonomy places the organism in Eukaryota, Oomycota, Peronosporomycetes, Peronosporales, Peronosporaceae.
CAGCGCAAUACUCAAGUUGUCAAACGCACUCUCGAGCUGCUUUUCCAAAAUGAGUACAUCGGGCUCAUUGCGUACAUUCAGAGCAUUAUUCCGUGCAUCUACAUGGCGUAUAUGGCAGUGUUACAGAAGCUUCCCAAUCGAAUAUUUUACCCCAGAGACCGAAGCAUUGGCGAUGGCGAAUUCUUCGCAGUGAUCAGCAUUCUAGCGAUGCUUCAACUCAUGUCGCUGCUAGUGCUUCACUGGAUAGUUGGCAAACGUCUCUCGGUCUCAACUUUGCACCAAGUUGCGUUCGUUUUGGAAACGCACGCGGAACAUGUCCACGGUAAACUAGCAAUCUGGCUAAUUUACACCGUCUCACUCCCACUAGCGCAUUACGGCUCGGACUUUUCUUUCAGGUUUGCCUGGAUUCAU